AACAGUUGGAAACUCUGUCCUUGUCUCUGGUAUUUGCAUUCUUGUCAGGAGUUCCUUAUUUGGUUAAUUUCCCACCAACUUCUGAAAGAAUUGGGACUGUUCUAUGGGCCCCCAGGCAACACGAAGUCGGAACGCUUUGCAUGCUGGAGUUUCUGGGGUACACUUGUGGGCACUUGGUCUUCAGCUUUCUUCCUUGUUCUUGACUGGGAUCGUCCAUGGCAAGCCUGGCCCAUACCAUGUGUUGCUGGUUCUCUAUUUGGCUUCACCGUGGGAUUUAUUGCAUUCCUCCUAUCUCCUUUCAAGGGUCCUCCAUGUAUUAGUCUCCUUCAACAGUCGUUGGAUUCAGUUGACCACUCUCAAGACCAUUUACUGGAUCGUUGUCUGGCAUUUCUAUCCACCUACUCUUGGGUGUAUUCCUUCAAGUGGACCGAGCUUUUCUCAUGUCCUGAGUUGGAUCCCGUCAGCACUUGUCCUAAGGAAUGGGUCGAAGCUUUGUCGGACUGCGAAAUCGCAGAACUUCAGAAGUUCGUUGUUGGUGGCAGUGUCCCCACUAGCUGGCCUGAGUCUCUCAAAUCCUUCGCCGAGCAGUGCGUAACCUUGACACAAGAGCUCAUAGAGUCAGCGACCUUCUCACCUCCAGCAACAUCUGUCGCACCUCAAGCUCCCUCUCAAGGAAUUCUGUGCCUCAAUGCUCCUGCCCGUCACCUAUUCUACCAGUGUCGCCCAGAUGAGCUCGCGGGGAUAGCGCCACGCAAAGUGAAACCAAAGAAAAAUCAUGAAAUUGAGAUUAUGUCGGCUUUUCUCUGUGAUCUUCUUCAGAAUUCAAUGCUGCUCUCAAAUUCGCCACUUGGAGGCUCUUCAAAGGAUGUGUCCAACACAAAAGUCACCUUUCAGACAGCUCCUUUUGAAGGACCACACGACUCCCAGGGUUACCUUUCAGUUAAACUGCCCACAUCCGCUUCGGUGCUGGUCGAUUUGGGUUCUGGUCUGGGGCAUCUACCACGAAGAGUGCUGCAACGCAUUGGCACCACUUUGCCAGGGACGCUUAUCGUUGCUGUAGAAUCCAAUCCAGUAUUGCACGCCAAGGCACUGCAGCUGGAGUCAAAGAAACCUCAUUCUGAAAGACGCCUCAUUCAGCUAUUUGCUCAUGUGGAGAAGGGCGAGUUUGGCCAAUUCAAAGAAAAACUUGUUGCCGCAUUGGAAGAAAGAUGGAAGCAGCAGGAGAACGUGGAGGAGAAACUAAGGCAGAUCGAUUACUUGCUCUGCGGUCUUCACUGUUGCGGUGAUCUGAGCGAAGCGGCUUUGCAGAUUUUCCACGUUGAUCCCUGCGCUCAUGCUAUCGUUCUUGUGGGUUGUUGUUACCACAAAAUAACCACUCAGACGGAUGAUAUUCGGGAGAACAUAGAGAGGGAACAGGCAUUCACGUUCCCUCUCAGUUCCCAGCUGCGUGCCGCAUUCCACCGAUUUUCAGAUGCAGGAACAACGGUAGCAGAAAAGUCGUUAAAAGCGACAGUAGCCCUUCGUCUAGCUUGUCAGUGGUCCCCACAGCAGUGGUCGCAAUGGAGUCCACGUGAAGUCUACGAACACCGCAUUCGCGUCUUCAUUCGGUCCCUCCUUGAGGUACACCUCAAUCCCUCCCAUGCUCCUGGCACCAACAUCACCCUUCUCAAAAGAGUUGCUCGUUAUCCAAUCAAUUGCUCUCUGCCGUCCAGUGCCUGUCUCACCUCGGUGCGUCAACCACUGCCCGAACUCACCACCCAUUGGCACACUCUUAAGUCUGUUGCUGCCUCUGUUGCUGGCGAAGAACCUACUGAUACUACUGUCAUCGAUACAGCGGAGCUCACGCGAUUAGCUUAUACGAAAGCAGAUGUGUGGCACCUUCUGCCUGGCCUUACAGCAUUGCAGCAACUUGUCCAGCCUCUAAUAGAGGCCCUCAUUUUGGUUGAUCGUUUGUGGAGCUUGGAAUCGGCUCCUGAUGUGCAAUUCGCCACGCUUGUGCGUCUCUUUAACCCCAAAUUAUCACCCCGAUGUAUGGGUAUUGUGGCUGUGAAGAAAACCAGUGACACUCUACGACCUUUAUAA
Hydatigera taeniaeformis is the source of this 2082-nucleotide messenger RNA. Lineage: Eukaryota; Metazoa; Platyhelminthes; Cestoda; Cyclophyllidea; Taeniidae. The record is from the annotation of a GenBank genome assembly.